UAAGUUUGGAUAGUGCACUUUAAUGCCUAUUUUAAAAAACGGGGGGUGACAGUUAAAGGGUUAAAGGAGUAGCGGAUCCACUAUUAGAGGGAUUAACUGUAAACUAUUUCAAAACGAUUCGUUUCUAGCUGAUGAUCGAUAAUAGUGACAAUCCAUCCACCCGAUUUAAAGCGACAGAGAACAAAAAGAAUAGACAGAAACUGUUUAGUUAUGAUCUGAACUGUUCAUAAAACCAUUGUAGUACCACGUUACAUUUAAAAACAGAAGGGAAAGGCACGCACGCAUGUGGCAGAGCCGCGGUGUAACGCGUGGUGUAGGUGUGCCGCGUGGGGCUGAUAUUCCAGAUGAGCGUGACGCAGGAGUCCUCAUUAAGCUAAUGGACUGAUCUGAGAUCUGAUACAGUCAACUCCAGCAGCACAUCAGAUCGCUUACAGAUCCGAUCUGAACGCGCGUCGGGCGACAGCGAGCGAAGCAUAGCGUUACAACGCUCCGCGACACACAGACGCGCCGCAGGUGAGACAUCUGAUGCUCCAUCCGCGGGCGACGCUGAGAUGAAGGGCUGCGCAGCUCCGUGUCCGGCGCGGGUGAUGCUGCUGUGAGGAACAUGAUGUUUAUGGUGUCUGGAGCGGUUCUGGUGCUGGUAAGAAGAUCUGCUGGGGAUUACGUAACUCUCACACUGACCGCAGCCGAACUUUACUGACCAUUGUAUGCUUUUCUGUGGACACGCGUGUUGAAAUGCAGUUUUAAACGCUGGUCGCUGAGAAAUGGCAGUAGUUUUGGUGUUUUCCUGUCCAUCGUGUGUGUGUCCGAUAUGAACGCGCUGCUGGACCGAGUUCACCGCUUCAUCCUACCGCGCAUGCGCGGACCGGAGCGCGCGCGUCACUGCACCUGCGGCAGGCACCGUGUGGAGUACGUGAUCCCGUACGAGGGCUCGGUCUCGUCCAGCUCCGUCGGCGCCUCCGCGGGGGGCAGCGUGAGCAAGCAGGAGCUGGACCUGGUGCUGGGUCUCCUGAUGGGCUUCUGCAUCAGCUGGAUCCUGCUGUGGCUGGACCGAGCGCUUCACUGCACACUGCGCUUCUGGAGGUCCAGCAGACACUGCGGUGCGGACGGUGAUCUGUGGCGCUCGUGGCGCUGGGUGUCGCGCGUGUGUAACCUGCGAGAGCUGCGCAGACGCCUGCAGACGCGCCGGACGGAGGAAGGUGGCGGGAAUAACGUGGUGCAGGUCAAACAGAAGCUCUACCACAACGGUCACCCGAGCCCUCGCCGCCUCUGACAGACUCCGCCUCCUCCUGCUUGCUGUGUGUUUUUCACUGGUUUACUGAGUGUUAGUUUUGUAGGGCUCUACACGUCACCGGGGGGUGGGGGGGGGUUUGCAUUUUUUAGACCAAUCUUUGUGUACCGGAUAACAGUGUCUGUUUUAGAAACACGGCAUGCUGGGUAAUCUUCAGUGAGCGGGUGUUCGGUGAGAUGUGCUGCUGUAUUCAGUGUUUGUGUGACAUUAAAGUGACUCGUUUGAUGAAGGCUCUGU
Messenger RNA from Cyprinus carpio (common carp), 1528 nucleotides. It is a transcript of the gene tmem240b, whose product is annotated as transmembrane protein 240b. The record is from RefSeq and is a predicted model, not a curated record. Lineage: Eukaryota; Metazoa; Chordata; Actinopteri; Cypriniformes; Cyprinidae. The coding region runs from base 812 to 1273 and encodes 153 amino acids. The transcript has 3 exons.